CUCGCGAUACGAUCACGAUCAGGCGAUGGACGAUCAGCGACUCCUUGUCGAGAGCUUUGAGCGAGUAUUUCGUCUCGCUGGCAAUGGAUUAUGAUGCGGCUCUGCGAUCGGACUCGAUCGCCGCUCAAGAAUUUCGUGGAGCAGCGAGCGGCAGCCAUAGAGAAGAUUUCCAAAUUGGAGGCAUGGCUGUCGAGCGGCGUUCUUGCGGCUCUCAAGGCGUGCGGGAGCUUGAGGUACUUGGAAGCAGGCCAGAGAAUCCAUACUGACGCCCGUGAGAGCACGGGGAUCUUUGCAGAUGCUUUCGUCGCGACCGCGGUGGUGGACAUGUAUGCUAAGUGUGGGAAAAUGGCCGACGCUCGCAAGGUGUUCGAUGAGAUGCCGGCUCGAGACGUGGUGUCCUGGAACGCGCUACUGCUCGGUUACGCAGUGAAUGGCCAGGAGGAUUUGGCUUUGGAGCUGCUCAGGGGAAUGGAAAGAAGUGGCUGCUGUCCAAACGACCGGAGUUUCGUGGCUGGACUGAUGGCCUGUGUCAACUUGGCCGAGAAGGAAGUGGGACAGGAAGUUUGCCGCAAGGUCGUCAAGCUCGGAUGCUUGGGGAAAGGGACGGAGCUCCAUCGCCGGGUUGCCAAGUAUGGCUACGAGUCCGACGAGUUCGUGGAGAACAUCCUGAUCAGUCUCUACGCCAAGUGUGGGAGCCUGGUGGAUGCUCGAGCGGUGUUUGAGAAGAUUCGAAGUCCCAACGUCGUGUCGUGGACAACUUUGAUCAUGGGAUACGCGGAGACUGGUGACGGGAACCUGGCUUUGGAGAUGUUCUCACAAAUGGUUUCUCGGGGAUGCGAACCAAACUCUCGGACUUUCGUCGCUGCGCUCAAGGCUUGUGCUACUUUAGCGUCUUUGGAGCCGGGCGAGCUGGUUGACGGCAGAGUUCUCAAGCUCGGAAGCUUGAGGAAGGGCUCAGCUAUUCACUCUCAAGCUGCAAAACGUGGAUUUGACAAGGAUAUCUUUGUGGCAAGCACUCUCGUCGAUAUGUACUGCAAGUGCGGCAGCUUGGCCGAUGCUACGUCGGUUUUCAGGGGAAUGGCUCGCCGCGACGUCGUAUGCUGGACCUCUCUCAUACUCGGCUGUGCUGAAAACGGGGAGGAGGAGCUGGCUCUAGAGAUGUUUUACUCCAUGCAGUCAGAGGGCUGUUCACCGAAUUCACGCACUUACGUUGCAGUCCUCGCAGCCUGUGCUGGGGUAGCACAGAAAGAAGAGGCGAAGCUCGUUGCCGGACAGUAUUUGAAAGAGGUGACUCUAGAAGUUGGGAAGAAGAUCCAUCUGGACGCUACCAAGGGCGGUUUUCAAAGUGAUACUUUCGUCGGCAACAGCUUAAUUGGUAUGUAUGCAAAAUGUGGAAGCCUGGCUGAUGCUCACAAGGUUUUUGACAGGAUGCCUGAGCGGGACGUGGUCUCUUGGACUGCUCUCAUGCUGGGCUAUGUGGAAUGUGGCGAGGCCGAGGUGGCGUUUUCCUUGUUUGAGAGCAUGGUCUCUGGAGGUUGCGUCCCCGAUGGCAGAAGUUUCGUUGCAGCGUUGAUGGCCUGUACAAGCUUGGCUGAGCAAGAAGAAGGUGACAAGCUUGCCAAAGUCAAGAGCGGAGCUUUGAAAAGAGGCAUGGACAUUCACUCGCUAGCCGCAAGGAACAGGUGGGACGCAGACAUUUUUGUGGCUACGGCGCUGGUGGACAUGUACGCGAACUCCGGGAGCAUGGACAAUGCCCGGACAGUGUUUGAAAAAGUGCUUCAUCGGGAUGUGGUUUUGUGGAACUCGCUCAUGCUGGGAUACGUUCGUAAUGGUGAAGCGGAGCUAGUUUUCGAGCUGUUUACCAAGAUGAGAAGCCAGGGAUGUCCGCCAGACUCGCAGAGCUUUGUUGCUGCUCUGACGGCAUGCGGUAAUCUAGCUGAACGAGACGAAGGCAAGCACGUCAGUGGCAAAGUGGUGAAGGUGGAGUGCUUGGAAAAGGUUAUGGCCUUGCACUCCGAAGCUGGUAAAACAGGAAAACUGGGCGAUAUGUUCGUGGCCAACACGUUGGUGGACGUGUACGCAAAAUGCGGAAGCUUGCUGGAUUGCCGAGCCGCAUUUGACCGGAUGCUUCAUCACGACGUGGUGUCCUGGAACGCUCUCAUGUCAGCACUCGUUGAAAACAGCGAGGGACAGCUGGCUCUAGAUCUCUUCACCAGCAUGCAACAGCAAAGUGGUUUUCUUCCGGAUUCUCGGACGGUAGUUGCGGCUCUUUCGGCCUGUGGUUGUGUGGUGGCACUGCAAACUGGAAAGCAGAUUCAAGCUGACAUCUGUAGGUGCGGACUAGAGAACAACGUUUUGGUGGCCAACUCGCUGGUCGAUUUCUAUGGCAGGUGCGGCAGGAUCUCAGUCUCUCAACAGCUGUUUGAAGCAGUCACAGACCCGAGAAGUGUUUCGGCAUGGACUUCUCUGAUAGCGGGAUACAGUCGUCAAGGAGACGCACAGAAGACGAUUGAACUGUUUGAAGAAAUGCAGAGACAAGGGAUGAAAGGAGACAGAAUCACGUAUCUCUCAGUUCUAGCAGCUUGCAGUCAUGCUGGGCUUGUCGAGAAGGGAAAGACGUACUUCGAGGCAAUGCGAGCAGACCGGGACAUUACUGUGGAUGCCGUGCAUUACGCCUGCAUGGUGGAUCUUCUGGGACGUGCCAAUUAUCUGGAUGAGGCCAUUGUGGUGCUGAAGAGCAAUAUACCAUCGAACGUAGUAGCAUGGACAGCGUUCCUGGGCGCGUGUGGAAAGUGGGGGAAUCUAGAGCUGGGAAGGCUGGCUUUUGAAACGAUUGUGGGGCUGGACGAGAGAACUUACUCCGCUUAUACGCUGAUGGGAAAUCUCUUUGCGAGCUUAGGAAUGUGGGAGGAGCAAGCUCGGGUAUUGGAGGAAUGCAAGAGGAUACAAACAGAGGCAGUUUUGCAAAAGAUGAUAAAGGUUUGCUCGUAUCAAGCAUGAUCAACGACUCUGCCUUUCAA
This is a messenger RNA of Selaginella moellendorffii, 3020 nucleotides long. Its product is annotated as pentatricopeptide repeat-containing protein At4g39530-like. Gene Ontology annotation, molecular function: protein binding; RNA binding. The coding region runs from base 91 to 3000 and encodes 969 amino acids. Gene Ontology annotation, biological process: RNA modification. NCBI's taxonomy places the organism in Eukaryota, Viridiplantae, Streptophyta, Lycopodiopsida, Selaginellales, Selaginellaceae. The transcript has 3 exons. The record is from RefSeq and is a predicted model, not a curated record.